AUGUCUAAACAAACAACAAUCCCAUCAGGAUGUCCUAUGCAUAAAAAUAAUUCUCAAACGUCCGAUCAAUCAUCCUCUCAAUCUAAAUGUCCUAAUUCUUCAAAUAAUACAAUUGAAACAACUAAUCCGAUAGUUCAUUCUGGUGAUGCUCUUUCACCAGAUAAUCAAAUGCCAACACUUGGCCAGCAUCAAAUGCCUGGCCAAAAAAUUCCACUUCCAACAUCUAGAGUUAUUUCUUCUAUUCCUAAAGCUCAUAGUUUUGAUAAUUGGGUAUAUCCUUCUCCACAACAAUUUUAUAAUGCAUUGGUUCGUAAAGGAUGGGAUACUCCAGAAGAAAGUAUUGAAACUAUGGUAGAUAUACAUAAUUUUUUAAAUGAAGAAGCUUGGAAUGAAAUCCUUAAAUGGGAACGGAUGAAAAAAUGUCCAUGUGAUGGACCAAAAUUAUUACGCUUUCGUGGACGACCUCAAGAACUUAGUCCAAAAGCUCGGUUGCUUCAAUGGGCAGGAAAAUUAUUCCCUUCAUUAGG
Messenger RNA from Racocetra persica, 527 nucleotides. NCBI's taxonomy places the organism in Eukaryota, Fungi, Glomeromycota, Glomeromycetes, Diversisporales, Gigasporaceae. The record is from the annotation of a GenBank genome assembly.